Messenger RNA from Stegostoma tigrinum, 3370 nucleotides. RefSeq names its product gremlin 2, DAN family BMP antagonist b (gene grem2b). NCBI's taxonomy places the organism in Eukaryota, Metazoa, Chordata, Chondrichthyes, Orectolobiformes, Stegostomatidae. The record is from RefSeq and is a predicted model, not a curated record. The transcript is spliced from 2 exons. The coding region runs from base 218 to 721 and encodes 167 amino acids. Gene Ontology annotation, biological process: animal organ morphogenesis. Gene Ontology annotation, molecular function: receptor ligand activity; BMP binding.
CAUGCAGAGUCUCUGAUCAGUCAGAAGUGAGACUGAACGGCGCUGACUGCACAACGAGCCCAGUCUGAAACUCUUCGGCAGCUCCGCGCAGUGUGUGUAUGGGACGCAAUCUUCCCAGACACCAGGCCAGCUCACUCCUCACACCCCCUCGCCUCGUACCGACUCCCCAGGCGGUAGACAGCAACGCUGCGGCGGCUCGGCCCAUCUGCUUUGCAGGAUGUAUCAAAAAACUGUCAUCCUUCUAUUUCUGAUGGGGAUGUUAAUGGUGGCGGUGGAGAUGAAGAAAAAUCGUCCUCCAGGAGCCAUCCCACCCCUUUACAAGGGAAGCACUAACAGCUCAGAGAAACGCACACAUCGGAGGCAGGACGUUCUAGCUUCCAGUCAAGAGGCGCUGGUGGUAACAGAGAGAAAGUACUUGAAGAGUGAUUGGUGCAAAACCCAGCCCCUUAGACAGACCAUCAACGAGGAUGGUUGUGUGAGCCGAACUGUCAUCAACAGAUUCUGCUACGGACAGUGCAACUCCUUCUACAUCCCCAGGCAUGUCAAAAGGGAUCAAGAAUCCUUCCAGUCCUGCGCCUUCUGUAAACCACAAAAAUUUACUACCCUGACUGUCAAACUGAACUGCCCUGACCUGCAGCCUCCCUUCAGACAUAAGAAAAUCCAACGAGUCAAGCAGUGCAAAUGUAUAUCAGUAAAUGUGAAUGACUGGAGCAAGCAGUGAGAUAAGAUAAACAAUCACAGUCUCUCCAGUCUGUAGGAAGUACUCCCAACUCUCAAUGCUGCCAUCAGAUAGAUACCCAUAGAAAGCAAGCACGGUACAAAACCUGCCCUCAUGUGCGAGUAUGUUUUUAGUUUUGCGUGGCUAACCUUGAGCGGGGAGUUUUGAAUUGGGCACACCGGCACUCAAAAUUGGAUGUCAAUAACUUUUUUUGCAUAAAUGGGUGUAAAAUUCUUUUGAAGAAAUUUUCUUUAAACAUUGAAUUCUAAUAUUAAAAGCUUCCCAGUCACAGACUCCACAAAUAGUCGAAACACAGUCUUUAUUCUACAGACACUAUUCUGUCUUUAAAGUUUUUUUUAAACAGUCUGGACAUUUUCACUUUUAGUUUACUCACUGCUGUCGCCUGCUAUAUGAUAUGGAUAUGGUGCCAAAACAGAUAGGAGACUUUUUGAUGGUUCACUGCAGAUAAGAGAAUUUGAACCGCUUAGACUGUGGACAGACAAGAAAUGCGCUCCUUGGAAGCACAAAGAUAGAGACUGGGAUUGAGCCGGCACUCUGCACCUCUGGACUGCUAGAAAUCCAAACUUUCAGCGAUGUUUUAUAUGGGAAUAUUCUGAUCAACCUGCAUUGAAGAAUAUAGUAUAUAUUUAAUUAUUCCAAACAUUGUUUAAUUAUUGCUGUCCUUUUUUUCUGCCUUCUAUAUUUCAGUACUCAUGACCAUAUGUUUUGUACAUGCACGUAUGAAUUAAUGGCACUUUUCCAACAUCAUCCCAUUGAAGCUGAACAUAGCAAAGGCACUAAAAGUCGUCGGAUUAUAUUUUCCUUUCUUUUUUAAACGAUUAUUGUUAAUAUAUGAUGAAAGUGUAAAUUAGUAGUUAUUGAUGUAUAUUCUUUAUUUUAUCUUUGGUAAGUUGCAUGUAGACAGUAUUUUGUUCUGACAAUUCAGAAGUGCCAGUGAUCCAUAUUUUGGAAGUCUCACUAAUACUCCCCUGUAAUGAAAUGCAGUGAGUCUGGUGUAUGAUUAUGCUGUGUAUAGUACCACGUAGAAAUGCCAGUGGAAAUAUAACCAUUACAAUGUCAUUAUAUUACUUAAGGGUAAAGUUAUUGCCAUGAACAUUUUUACUCAUUUAAGACCUCCCAGUGAAGUGUAAAUAUACCAAAUAUAACUGCAAAUUAAACAGAACAUUUGGGAAAAUUGCUAUUCUACAGAUGAAGUGAUUUUAAGCACUUGGCAUCCAAAUCUCGGACUCAAAAGACACAAAGAGCAAAGUUACUUAUAAUUGAAUAGUUUGGUUGGUUGAUAGACAAAAGCAUUUUUCACUGUCCACUGCAUCAAUCAUCAUUCAAAUAGUUUUGCAGUGUGGCUGCAUUUCUUAGAGCUAUACUUUGCUUAAGUCUGCUUAGCAAUUGAAUGCUGCAUGAACAUACAACAUACAAAGUGCUAGACCCGAGCAGACUUACUGACUGAGAUUUUGGGAUGAUACCGAUGAUUUCGUUCUAUUGACGGUGAUAGAUUGAAUGUUAAACUUUGGUCAUUUGCAAUGCUGAUGGCUCACCAAACCCAAAUGUGACCCACAAGUUCUCAGACAGAGUGCAGUUUUUCAAUAAUUUAAAUGUAAUCUGUGCAUCCAGUCUUCUUUGCUGGAUCCAGACCUUCUUCAUCCAGACUGUGCAAUUCUGCUCCAUUUAUUUUAACUGUACCGUAGACAAUGUUACUUCAUCCAACUGCACAAACAGCUAUGAAUUUAAAAAGUUUUAUUUCAUUUGAUUUAUGACAUUUUUAAAGCACUUUGUCUUGGUCACCAGAAGUCUAUUUUCCUUUUUUAAGUUGUGAGCAGAGAAUAAGGAAUUCGCCUGGGAGCUGGACAUUCAUCUCAUGCAGUCAACUGAUAUUAUUUGUGAUUUGCCAGCAUGCAUUCAGUUCUGGUAAUUUCUCUUCUCCAUGAUGGGGGAGCUGGUCCUGUAAUUUUACAACCAACCUGGAACUACUUAAUGAGAAAUUUCCUUUUAGUUUCUUGAAUUACUUACGAUAGCUUUCUUAGCUAUGGGAUGAAGACAGUAGCAUUACAGCAUUGUAGAUCUCUAUUUUAGUAUGCACAUUUGACAACGUAUUAGCCUGCCAGCUCUAUUAAUGUAUCAUUGCACAAGGUGUCACUCAGGUAGAUAAACUGUGUUACCGAAUGCAGUAUAAGUAGUCAUAAUUUACCUGGAGAGUGGAGGUCAAGCAUUCUGAAUCUCACAUCAAUAAAUCAUUUCCAUUGAGUAGUAACCUAAAUGACUCAUUUAGGCCAACAAUGAAGAGAACUGAAGUACUCCUGUGGUUCCCCAGUCUGACAGUCCUUUCCAUCCGUAUAGAAUAACAAUACAUGUAUCCUUCAAAUAUUACAGACAACUUAAUAUUCAAAUAGUAAGAAAUUUGAUAAUCCCUGUCACCACAUUUAAAUGCCCAUUAAUCACAUCUAACACCUGAACCCAGUAAGUAUUGAGCAAACUGUUCUGUUUGAUACAUUCAAACUGCUAUGUCACUGAGGUUUGUCCUAACGAUGCAAUGUUCCUAUCAGGGAUCCUGAUGUAGAAAAGCAGUUGCCUUGUAUUGGUUAGACGAACUUCCAAAGUUCCAUGGAUAUUAUCAAAAUGAAGAAAUGCUAUGAA